UCGCUUUCGUUCACUCGUGACGCGUAUUUUUUUCUCUAUUCUCUAUCAGCCCUCUUUGUUCGACAUACGCUGCUUUCAAUUAGUCCGUCUCUGUUUCUGUCGUUUUAAAAGUUUGGCUGCCACCCCGUUGCCUGCCUCCUUCCUUUUCUAACCUUUAUUGUAAGAGGACAAAUCGCACCGUGCUAUUUAAAAACUACCCUCCUUUACGGGAGCGGGGGUGAGAGUGUUAAUAUCUACGUUCACAGAAAAACUGUACCGACAGUCGAACUUUGGGAAUGUCGAGUGACGUGUCUAAAGACGUUUAGUUCGAGAAGGUCGCGCGACUUGAGAAGUUCGGAAAUUCGUCUGAUUUCGUUCAGUUUGUUCGAAUACUAAUCUUUAGUUUGUUAAUGAUUUGAUCCAAUGCAUUUACCAAAUAAUAACAAUACGGUGUUCUCAAAGAUGUCGGAUGUUUACAACAAUUAUUUGGACACUUUGCAAGAGUACCACGGUGAACUGGUACAAACAGGAAGUCCAGCAGUGCUUUGUAGCGCACUACCGAACCACUGGCGAUCGAAUAAGAGUCUCCCAAUUGCGUUCAAAGUCGUGGCAUUGGAUGAAGUUCCUGACGGUACGUUAGUCACGUUAAAGGCGGGAAAUGACGAGAAUUAUUGUGCAGAACUUCGAAACGGAUCUGCUGUGAUGAAGAACCAAGUAGCCAAGUUUAACGAUUUACGAUUUGUGGGGCGAAGCGGACGAGGUAAAUCUUUCACGCUGACCAUAACCAUAAGUGCAGCACCUUGUUAUCAAAUUGCUACGUAUAGUAAGGCAAUUAAAGUGACAGUCGACGGCCCAAGAGAACCUCGGACCAAAUCGAAUUUCCAAUUUGGUUAUGGAUUACCAGGUCUUCCUGGUUUUAAUCAUUUCCUCUUCAAUCCAGGAUGGUUCGACGGCAUGUAUGGAUCUUACGGACUUCAAGACUUCCUUCGCCAUCGAACUAACCCUAUUAUAUCUCCUAACGAGUUGCAUACACCUCUCGGGAAAGGGCCCGAUUUGUACGUUCUACAUCCGCCAGCUGGGUAUCAAGCCCCUAAUUUUGUCACACCAGUGCCGUCUGCGGACUUAAACCCCGCCGAUAUAGCCAAAAUUCCCUCUUUAGAAGAUAUUCGAGGGAGAUCUUUUUCCUCUAAUCCAUUGAACCAACUCACACUACGACUAUCGCCGCAAUCUAGUUUGAGUGAGAAGUCUUCUCGGUCGGUACCUCAAGAAAGGAAAAUUCACUCCACAGUCGAUCAAUCCUCUUCUGAUCAGUCGGAUGACGAGGAUAUUGACGUUGUGAAAUCGGCGUUUGUACCAAUCAAGCCUGCAAGCGUCUCACUUCAGGAGACUCAACAUCCUGACUCGACUGUCCAAGAGGAACCUGUAAGACUGAGAAACGAACUUAAAGCUCCCAGUUCUAGGAACAUUAAAAAUUUGUCUCGUAGUCCCAGUACAAAAAUACACGACGAUAAAUCGGGUAAUAGACCGGUUUGGCGACCGUAUUAGUAGGAAAUACAAGUGAUAAAAAUAAUAUUAGUGACGACUUAAACUACCAGACUUAAGAAAAUUACACAUUUGUCCAUACAUAUCUAAGUUUUUGAUUUAUUCGAAACUUAGAUUUAAUUGUUUUAAUUUUGUUGUUGAUAUUAAUUUAUUUAUUUGUAAUUGUUGUUAUAAUUCUGUAUAUUAUGUAAAUAGUAAGUUUUAAUUGUGUUAUAUAUUUUAAAAAGUUUAAAAUUAUGACUGUACUGGAAUUGUGAUAGGAGCUGUAAUUAGGUAUUUUUGUACAAUGCCGAAUAGUGGUUUAAUUAUCUAGUAGUCAAAUUAAGCAUGGGCGUAAGUAAUACGACGUAAAAUGCACUAAAUCUUUAUGUAGAAAUAUUUUUGCAAAAAAAAACGAUUGUGUGCAUAAAAAUUACUAAAUAUCAUCUAAUAAAGAAAAUGAGAUACAUAA
Sitophilus oryzae (rice weevil) is the source of this 1972-nucleotide messenger RNA. RefSeq names its product segmentation protein Runt (gene run). Gene Ontology annotation, biological process: regulation of DNA-templated transcription. The transcript has 3 exons. Gene Ontology annotation, cellular component: nucleus. Lineage: Eukaryota; Metazoa; Arthropoda; Insecta; Coleoptera; Curculionidae. Gene Ontology annotation, molecular function: RNA polymerase II cis-regulatory region sequence-specific DNA binding; ATP binding; DNA-binding transcription factor activity, RNA polymerase II-specific. The record is from RefSeq and is a predicted model, not a curated record. The coding region runs from base 403 to 1524 and encodes 373 amino acids.